AUGACACCCACGUCGCAGCUUUGUCAAUCAGAUCUAUUCAAAAAACGCUCAGAGGUCCUCAGCCGCGAGGCUCGAGUGGAUCUUUCAUACGAGAGGGCCAAAGCCAUUGGUUUAACACUCGGCAUCACUCUUCAUGAUAUUUUGCAUCUAACGCAAAAAUUUUGGGACAUGCACACCGACCCAAUCAUGGUCCUAGAUGGGGCCGCCUCCACGCUGCUGACCAUCCAGUACAAUCUGGUUGCAGGAACGCUUGCCAAAUAUGCUGCGACUACUAGACCUGACUUGGUCUCCCUCGUCGAGGACAUUCUUCGAUGGAAUGUCAGUGGCCAAUUCUGCCUUACCGAGCUGGGGAGAGGCCUAGAUAUCUUCCGAAUGAAGACAUCAGCGACACUUCUCCCAACAGGUGAAUUCGAUCUUCAUACGCCGUUGCCCUCGGAUGCCAAGUUCAUGCCACCAACCGUGCCAGUGAUAGGUCUUCCUUGUGUCGCCAUUGUUUUCGCACAACUGUUGCUACCACCUAGAGGAGGCUCGUCCCCCGUCAACCAUGCACUCACAAGCUUCAAUCACGUCCGCUUACCGCCUUCGGCCCUGCUCGGGGACCUCGCCAAGUCCAACACAAUCCAUCGUGACUUCAUGUCGUCUAUAUGGCGCGUUGCGGUUGGGUCGCUAGCGAUUGGCUCAAUUGCAAUACCUAAUCUCCAGGUGGCAUCGUACAUCGCUGCACGUUACUUUCAGCGUCGUCAUGUCACCAGCGUGUAUGGAAAUCCUUCACCCAUAAUUUCAUACCGGACGCAACAGCUCCCUUUACUACAUGCCAUCGCUCAGGCGUCCGUUCUAGGAGCGCUUUACAAAUGGGGCAUCGAGCGGUUCAUGGACAAGGAUCUUGAUGUUCGUGUGCGGCAUGGCAUCGCGGCUUGUUGUAAAGCAGUCAUGAUUCAACAUGGACAAGUUGCAAAUUACGCACUGUCUGAAAGACUCGGAGCCCAAGGCCUCUUCGAAUAUAAUCGGCUGUCCAACCUUUACAGUGAGAUAAGGGGAGUUAGUAUCGCUGAAGGUGACAUUUUAGGACUUUCUAUGCGACUCGUGACGGAUACACUGGCGCAAACCUACAAGUUGCCUCUCUCGACGCACCCAGACGGGCCCCUUGCAUUGCACGAAAUCUCGUUAUUCGACGAGGCAACCGAGACGGUUUCCUCAUCCGAUUUCAUGCAAGCGUUUAUGCAAUAUGUGCAGCCGCGCUGCCAGCUGAUGGUAGAGUCUAUGGGAUACCGCAUGGCCUAUGAUGCCGCCGUCGACCAAGGGGUUCCCCAAUAUCUCGUCGAUCUGUAUCUCAUCAACGCGAUCAAGACAGAUGCCGCGUGGUAUGUAGAACGCGGCAUGUUUACGCGGAAGGCCAUCGUGCAUAUGGAGGAUGCUGCUUUGUCGGCAGCUUUACCUCGCCUGGACGAGUUGCUUGCUGUGAUGGAGGUUGAGCCAUACGUAUCGUCACCCAUCAUAUCGGAUAAGUGCUGGGAGGAAUUUAGAAAGACGUUGCCUGUCUAUAGCUCCCCUCAGGCUGAUGUGCCUGCGCAGCCGGCUUUGGCUUUGGAGCGAGCUUACCUCUGA
Suillus plorans is the source of this 1605-nucleotide messenger RNA. Its product is annotated as acyl-CoA dehydrogenase NM domain-like protein. Gene Ontology annotation, molecular function: fatty acid binding; acyl-CoA oxidase activity; FAD binding. Bases 1 to 1605 code for a protein of 534 amino acids. Gene Ontology annotation, biological process: fatty acid beta-oxidation using acyl-CoA oxidase; lipid homeostasis. The record is from RefSeq and is a predicted model, not a curated record. Gene Ontology annotation, cellular component: peroxisome. Lineage: Eukaryota; Fungi; Basidiomycota; Agaricomycetes; Boletales; Suillaceae. The transcript has 8 exons.